Molecule: messenger RNA, 405 nt
Organism: Caenorhabditis briggsae
Lineage: Eukaryota; Metazoa; Nematoda; Chromadorea; Rhabditida; Rhabditidae
Exons: 4
Coding region: 1-405 (134 amino acids)
Source: RefSeq, a predicted model, not a curated record
AUGUGUGCCAAACGUUCCGCUGAACAUUUCCGAGCAGAACAGACGACUUCGACAUCGAAAAAACCAUCGUUUUCCUACUGUAGCCAGACUCUCUGUGAAUAUGCGCAAGCUUUCCGAGAUCCACUAAACCGUCACUUCGAUAUGGAAAUGGCUCAAUAUCUCAUCGGACCACUCAACAUCAACCACAUCUCGAGAAGCAUGUACCACAACAACAUCAAUCACCAAUGUACUACCGUUGAACAGAUUGGUCGCUUGGUUGUUCUCAUGGAUUCUCGAAAAAUGUAUGGAGAAGAGUACAACACAAGUGAGGUGUUGAGAAAGGUCAGCGAAGCGGUUGAGAAGAUCGAGCAUUACUACUCUUCUCGUGGAAUUGUUCCAGAAGUGACUUGCUUGAAUCCACAUUGA